AUGGCUAUGUUUCGAGAAGUUUCGGCCUUUGGUGCCAUGUUGACGUUAACAUCACUCUUACUGAGACCUAUUAACGCCGAAGCAACAGCAAAGUCAAACGCGGUCUUCGAUGAGGCCUCGUACACAUACUAUGAGCAAGCUUUGCCGGUGUUCACUGCGGCGGCGGAGCCAUUUUAUGACGAUGAUUUGAGCCAAAUAGCCUCCGUCAGCUUGCCGUUUACACCACGGCCUCAAAGGUACCCUGCAAUUCCCAAACGACCAGUCGAGCCAAUAUGUAUUAUGGCCCCCGGUGACGUGGUAUCGGAGUUUAUUCUCGUGGGAGAUAACUACACCACGUUCAUUCCCAAAGGCGAGAAGCUCGAGAUACUGACCGAAGAUGAUGUCCCGAAGGAUAAGCCGGAAGAGUACCAACUCCAAAGAUUUGUAUUUGAGAAGCCAUCAGGCGGAAAUGACCUUCUUUAUGAUAUCACCUUCACCACGGCGGAUGGUAAGUUUUAUAUUGCACGAGAUGAGAAUGGCGAGGUCGCGGUAUCGAGCAUAAGCUCGAACGGCCAAAGCCCGGUAAAUUUCAAUGGGAAGCAGAUCGUUACAAGCCUGUUCUCUGUCGACUGUACUGGCCUGAUCCAGAUGCAUACUCUGGACACCAGUUACAUAUGGAAAGUUUCUGGCGCGUUCAGUACCGCCGCUGAGGGGAGGGAUGAGGAGAGGCACAUGAUGGCGCUCCCUAUUGAAAUGUUUCAGAUGACGGAAGAAGUUUCUGCUGCAACUCGCACGUCAAGGUUCAUGAGGCCACAGAGAAAUGAAGCGACGGAUGGGCCGCUUCCUCGUUGUCCUGAUGAGCCGGCCGGCUUGGCGUGCUUCAAAAUAGAUCCAAAUCUGCCACAUCCGCCUGGUGGUUGCGGCGGUGUGUUAACGGCGCCGGUUAUAAAGAAUAGUGACUUCGAAGCAAAUUGCGAAGCUAUCGAUAACUGCUACCAGGACUGCGUUCUGUCUUACGACCACUGCAACAAGGACUUCUACCAUGGCAUGAGAAAAGUGUGCCAUAACCUGUAUCCUUGGGGACACAAGCUGUUCAAGCGCAUAGGCUGCGAAAUCGCUGCAUCCAUCUACUUUGCAGCGACAUACACAUUUGGAGCCUUGGAAUUCACCGAGGCCACGGAAGACCUGGGACAUCUCUGCGGCGAUACAUGCGUCGACUACAUGUCAGACUCGUUGAACUGCGGGGCCUGCGCAACGCAGUGCAUGACGCCAAAUUUCCAAUGCGAGGCAGCUGAAUGUGCAUGCUCUGCCGACACGGAAACCGAUGCGGAGAACUGCGGCAUGUGCGGGAGACGUUGUACAGGCUCGAACAAGUGCCAGGCUGGCCAAUGCGUAUGCCUUGAAGACAUCAUGAAUGACGAUCAAAACUGCGGUGCUUGUAACAAUGUCUGCCCAGGACAGACACACUGCGUUCAAGGGAAGUGUGCCUGCGCCGGGGAUCAAUGCGGUAAUAUGUGCUUAGACUUGGCCGACCACCCGCUCAACUGCGGCGUCUGCGGCAAUGCCUGCGCAUCUGGUGUUUGCAAGGAAGGCCAAUGCUAUAACCCAUAA
Molecule: messenger RNA, 1590 nt
Organism: Hypoxylon fragiforme
Lineage: Eukaryota; Fungi; Ascomycota; Sordariomycetes; Xylariales; Hypoxylaceae
Exons: 7
Coding region: 1-1590 (529 amino acids)
Biological process (GO): phospholipid metabolic process; arachidonate secretion
Molecular function (GO): A2-type glycerophospholipase activity
Source: RefSeq, a predicted model, not a curated record